CUCUCUCUCUCCGUCCAGACAACAAUUCCUGGUGUUCCACUCGUCUAUGCUUUCCCCUCAGGGCCGGAAGCGUUUUUUCUUUCCAUUUUCAUCGCCGGCAUACUUGUCGAUAUACUCAUCGGAUAUUGCCGGAAUACCCGGAUUUUACUCGGCUCCGGUCAUCGGAUCCGAUUGAAUAUUCGAAUCUCCGCCUCAAUUGGCCUAUGCAUAUGCCCAUCUACUCAUUCAUUGUAAUUUUAUUGUACAUAUAAUAUUUGCUGUCGGUAAGUAACUAUUGUCCAUGGAGGAUUGUGCGAGCGACGAGGAGUAUUAUUACUCCGAUCGGGACUCGCUCGACGGCCUUGAGAACGAGGAGUCUGAGUUCCAGUGUGCCCCUACCAAGGGUCCCACGACUAAGGUAAUUACAAAAGAAUCUCUUUUGGCUGCGCAGAGGGAGGAUUUGCGUAGAGUUAUGGACUUGCUAUCCCUGAGGGAGCAUCAUGCCAGGACUUUACUUAUUCAUUACCGCUGGGAUGUUGAACGGUUGUUUGCAGUGCUUGUAGAGAAAGGGAAGGCUUGCUUGUUUGCCGAAGCGGGUGUUACAGUGGUUGAGCAUCAAGAUCUCGAUUCACCACUGUAUUCCACAAUAACAUGUGAUAUCUGCAUGGAGGAUGUAGCUAGUGACGAGGCAACAAGAGUGGACUGUGGCCAUUGUUUUUGCAACAACUGUUGGACAGAACACUUUAUAGUGAAGAUAAAUGAUGGUCAAAGUAGGCGCAUUAGGUGCAUGGCACACAAAUGCAAUUCUAUAUGUGAUGAAGCAGUUGUAAGGAAUUUAGUCAGUAAAAGGCAUCCUGAUAUGGCAGAGAAGUUUGAUAGAUUUCUUCUUGAGUCAUAUAUUGAAGAUAAUAAGAGGGUUAAAUGGUGCCCAAGUGCUCCACAUUGCGGGAACGCAAUCCGCAUUGAGGAUGAUGAAUUCUGCGAGGUAGAAUGUUCAUGUGGUUUGCAGUUUUGUUUCAGUUGCUUGUCAGAAGCACACUCGCCUUGUUCAUGUCUGAUGUGGGAACUUUGGGCCAAGAAGUGCCGAGAUGAAUCAGAAACAGUUAAUUGGAUAACAGCUCAUACAAAGCCUUGUCCAAAGUGCCACAAACAUGUGGAGAAGAAUGGUGGUUGCAACCUUGUGAGCUGCAUCUGUGGUCAAGCAUUUUGUUGGCUUUGUGGUGGAGCUACUGGCCGAGACCAUACUUGGUCAAGUAUAACUGGUCAUAGUUGUGGUCGUUUUAAAGCAGAACGAGAGAAAAAAUCUGAACGUGCAAAGCGGGAUCACGAUCGAUAUCUGCACUAUUUUAAUCGCUACAGAGCUCACACAGAUUCUUUCAAGCAGGAAAGUAAGUUGAAAGAAACCAUACAAGAGAGGGUGUCAAUUACAGAAGAAAGGGAUUCAAGGCUCAGAGAUUUCAGCUGGGUAAAUAAUGGGCUCUCUAGGCUUUUCAGAUCCAGGCGUGUUCUUUCAUACUCAUACCCAUUUGCGUUCUAUAUGUUUGGAGAUGAGCUGUUCAAUGAUGAGAUGACAAAAGAAGAAAAUGAAAUUAAACAGCAUUUAUUUGAGGACCAGCAGCAGCAGCUUGAGGCAAAUGUUGAGAAACUUUCUAAGUUUUUGGAGGAGCCCUUCGAUCAAUUUAGUGAAGAUAAAGUUAUGGAGAUAAGGAUGCAAGUCAUUAACUUGUCAGUUAUUACAGACACACUCUGUCAAAAAUUGUAUGAUUGCAUUGAAAAUGAUUUGUUGGGUUCUCUCGAAUUUGGUAACCACAAUAUUGCUCCUUACAAGUCAAAGGGAAUUGAGAGGGCAUCAGAACUUAUUGCUUGCUGGAAAGCCAAUAAUAGUGACAAAUAUGUAGCUUCUGACCAUGGCACAAGUGCAGAAUUUGAUCGACCUUCAGGCUCCGGGAGUUCCGACGAGAGUGGAUGCUCUUCCAGGAAGCGUGCUAGAAAGGAUGGUCUUGGAGGUGGCCUUUUUGAUCUAAACUUGCCAGCCGAGGUUGUUGACAGAACUUGAUCUUCAAAGUUGUAGGCUUCAUAUAAGUACCAACAUAUGUACAGAUCUAACAUUACUCCAUUAUUACUUCAAUGCGAUUGAUCAUUUCUCGAUGAUAACACCCAAGAACUUUACCUUUCCGCAUUAUCUUCUCUUUUCUUUUGUUGUGAUUUUCUCGAAGAGAAAUGUGGGAAAUCCUUGUACCUAUUUCUAUCAUUUUCUCUUCGAAGAUCCAA
Molecule: messenger RNA, 2250 nt
Organism: Juglans regia (Persian walnut)
Lineage: Eukaryota; Viridiplantae; Streptophyta; Magnoliopsida; Fagales; Juglandaceae
Product: probable E3 ubiquitin-protein ligase ARI1
Exons: 7
Coding region: 281-2035 (584 amino acids)
Biological process (GO): protein polyubiquitination; ubiquitin-dependent protein catabolic process; positive regulation of proteasomal ubiquitin-dependent protein catabolic process
Cellular component (GO): ubiquitin ligase complex; cytoplasm
Molecular function (GO): ubiquitin conjugating enzyme binding; zinc ion binding; ubiquitin protein ligase activity
Source: RefSeq, a predicted model, not a curated record